CAAUGAUACAUCUGCUAUUCUGCUUCACAUGUUAGACAUAUUUGUAAACCAUUGAAUAAAUAAAAUAAGCGCGUUUUUGACAUGCAUUCUUCAGCUAAAGGACAAACGAAAACCAGCCAACAGGAAGUUGUUUCAAAAGAAUGGAAACUCGAACCCGAACAUGAGUUUCGAUUUGAGGUGGAUUUUGGAACUACGGUGAAUUUGAAGUUGAUCUCUGGUACGGCAGAAAUAUUUGGUACAGAAAUUGGAAUAGGUCAUGAAUAUGAAUUUUCAGGUCGCAAAAUUGCACUUUUUACCUGGCAUGGCUGCACAAUUGAGAUUAAAGGAACAUGUAGUGUUGAAUAUGUUGCUAAUGAAACUCCUAUGACAAGUUACCUCAAUAUGCAUAUCGCACUCGAACAAUGUAGAGAAGCAGCCAAAUCAAAAGAUGAACAGGGACCAAAAGUUAUGAUUGUGGGUCCUGAAGACGUAGGGAAAACGUCGUUAAGUAAAUUAUUGCUUAGCUAUGCAAUACGUCAUGGUAGACAACCUUUAUUUAUUAAUCUGGAUAGCAAUGAGGGUUCAAUUACAAUGCCGGGUACCUUAACUGCGACGCCAAUAAAUCAUAUUAUAGAUGUGGAAGAAGGUUUUGGUUCGUCGGCAACAACUGCACCAUCAUUUAGUUCUUCUUUUAUGCCAAUGGUUUUUUAUUACGGAUAUCCGGAUCCUAGCGAGAAUGUAAAACUAUACAAGGUACUGACAAAAAAAUUGGCCGAUAAUGUUUCAAGACGUUUGGUUGAGGAUGAAGUUGCUAGAGUUUCAGGAAUCGUGAUUGAUACAGGUGGGCUUGUUGAUAGCACAGGCUAUGAGAUCAUACAACAUUGUGUAGAUAUAUUUAAUGUAAAUAUCAUAAUUGUACUUGGUCACGAACGAUUGUAUAGUGAUAUGGCAAGAUUAUAUAAGGAGCGUAAUGAUGUCAAUGUAGUGAAAUUAUCAAAGUCAGGAGGAGUGGUCAAUAGAGAUAAUGCAUUUCGUAGACAAGCACAAAUGCGCAAAAUUCGGGAAUAUUUUUAUGGAUUGCCAAAAUUUGAAUUAUCUCCCUGUUCAACUUUAAUUAACUUAAAUGAUAUUUCCAUUUAUCGUGUUGGAGUUGGUUCAUUGGCACCUUCUUCUGCGCUUCCAAUUGGAAUUGACAGAAAAGUUAGUGAAACUCAACUGGUAAAAGUUGAACCGGAUGAUACGUUGUUACAUUCCAUUUUGGCAAUUAGUACUGCCAAUAACUCAGAUGAACAGUCUUUACUUGUAUCAACAGUUAUUGGAUUCAUUUAUGUAUCUCACGUUGAUAUAAGCAAGCAGAAAAUGACAAUACUAUCACCAUCACCAGGUCGGCUCCCAAAACAAUAUUUGAUCAUGGGAUCAUAUAAGUGGAUGGAAAGUUAAACAGUAGGGUGAACUAAUUUUAAAUUAGGUUCAAAAAUUAAGUUAGAUAAUCAAAUUUAAACUGGUUCAUAUCAGUACUAUUUUUCAAACUAGAUUUUAUUUAAACUGAAAUGAUCAGUUCGGGGUUUUCAAACUUUCAUGAUUCUUAUUUUAGUUAAAUCUAUGACUUUGCGUAGAAUUAUAUAAUUCUUCGCUACGCUACAGAUUAAUUAUCUCUAUUAGGAUAAGAUGGAUAAUUUAGAAAUAUUUAUGUAUUAUGUAAAUAUAAUUUCUUUAAUAAAUCACACCACUCCCUUUGAA
Rhizophagus irregularis DAOM 181602=DAOM 197198 is the source of this 1719-nucleotide messenger RNA. Lineage: Eukaryota; Fungi; Glomeromycota; Glomeromycetes; Glomerales; Glomeraceae. The record is from RefSeq and is a predicted model, not a curated record.